Molecule: messenger RNA, 2227 nt
Organism: Chironomus riparius
Lineage: Eukaryota; Metazoa; Arthropoda; Insecta; Diptera; Chironomidae
Source: the annotation of a GenBank genome assembly
AGAAAAUAUAAAAUCCACGUAAAUAUUAAAGGGAAAAAUAUAGCAAAAUUAAAGAAUAUUGAGUAAUUAAGCCGAAAUUGGAUAGAACUGUCAUGUGAAAUCAAUCCUAGAUUAUCAACUUACGAAAGUCUCUUGGAGAUAGCACGGAAUUUAACCAUUUGAUAAUAGAAAAUCAUCAAAAAAAAUCUUUCAAAAUUAAUAUAUUUUUCAUCAGCAUUUCAAAUCUAUUAUCAGGAGUAAUCAUGAGAUAUUCUUUGGUAUUCUUGGCGUCUGCUGUUCUUUCCGGAGCAGUUAUAGCCAAUGCUGUGAUCCAGAAGAAACAAUUUUAUCCUUCUGUAGUAUACAUUUCAAAAAGUAAUCCAAGUAUGGCAGUCAUCUAUUUUCAAUCGUUGAUUUUAGUUUUAAUGCUGGGAAAAUUAAUGAGAAAAAUUUUCCUGGGAACUCUGAGAGCUGCUGAAUUCGAGCAUUUAAUGGAGCGAUUUUGGUAUGCGCUCACAGAAACAUGUUUAGCUUUUACAGUCUUUAGAGAUGAUUUCAAUCCAAAGUUUAUUGCCCUAUUCACUGUUUUACUAUUUCUCAAGUCAUUUCAUUGGCUUGCGGAAGAUAGAGUUGACUAUAUGGAACGUAGCCCUGUGAUAGGCUGGAUUUUUCAUUUGAGAGUUGCUGGCCUUUUGAGUGUAUUGGGAAUUUUGGACUAUAUGCUAAUUUUGUAUGCUUAUCAAUCAACUUUGGCAAAAGGUGCAACAGUACAACUAGUUUUUGGUUUUGAAUAUGCAAUACUUAUUACGAUGGUUGCGAAUACAAUGAUCAAAUAUGUACUACAUGCUGCUGAAUUGCGAUCCGAAUCGCCUUGGGAAAAUAAAGCAGUCUUCUUGCUGUACACUGAACUCGUCGUUGGACUCAUUCGAGUCAUCCUUUACAUUGUGUUUGUAUUCCUAAUGGUUAAGAUAUAUACUUUACCGUUGUUUGCAUUCAGACCAAUGUACUACACAAUCAGAAAUUUCAAAAAAGCAUUAAAUGACGUGAUUCUUUCACGACGUGCUAUUCACAACAUGAAUACACUUUAUCCAGAUGCAACUUCUGAGGAAUUGGCAUUGUCUGACAACAUUUGCAUCAUUUGUCGUGAGGAUAUGGUUAACAGUUCGAAGAAAUUGCCCUGUGGUCAUAUUUUUCACACUGUGUGCUUAAGAUCUUGGUUCCAACGUCAACAAACGUGUCCAACAUGUCGUUUGAAUAUCUUGCGCACUCCCAUUACCUCUACACAGCCUGUUCAAGCUGUUAAUAAUGCAAAUAAUAAUACUAGAGCAGAACAACAGCAAAAUCAGGCACAGCAACCACAACAGCCGAUAAUUGCUCCAAAUCCUUUCCUUAAUUUUAUGAAUCAAGCUGCAAUGAACAACAAUAAUCAGCCACAAUCAUCUUCAGGAAUUCCUCAUUCACCUUUUAUUCCAUCAACUUCAGCAGGACCUAAUAUUCCUAUGCCACCACCAUUUUUCCUUCCGCCUUUUAUGGCACCUUAUACAAUUCCACCUCCCCCAAUGCCACAAAACUUGGAUCAAUUGACAAUCGACGAGUUAAGAGCAAUGGAAGGAAAUGAACGUGGUCAUGUUGAGGAAAGACUUAAAUUACUAAAAAAUAUUAAUACAAUGAUAAACGCAUCAAUCACCCUAAUGAAUCAGUAUCAAAUGGUCAUAACAAAUCUUCCACCAGUUCCAACAACAACAACAACAACAUCUAGCACUGAAUUGCCUACAAAGAGUGAGAAAGAAGCAUCUCCGUCAACGACUAAUAAUAAGACAGAGGAUAAGGAAAAGAUUGACAUCACUAAAGUUAAAGUAGAAGAUUUGGGAAGUGAGCUACAUCUUGAUCAACCAAAAACAAUGUCAUCUAUAGAUUCGGAUAGUAGUCCAUCAACAUCUUCAAUAAUAAUAGAUAGUCCAUCGUCGUCAUCUGCAACAUUUAUUGCGAAUGAGACAUCCAACAAUACAAAUGGCGAACCAGAUGAAACAAAUGAAAUUAGAAAGCGUCGAUUACAGAAAUUUUUACCCAAUUAAACUUUUUUAUCAAGCAACUACAUAUAAAUUAGUAAAUUUAUUAAAAAAUUGAUGAUCGUGUGCUAUCUAUUCAAAAAUUCUAUGAAAGACAUGAAUGGAUAGUGACCGACAACAAAACAGAUUGAUGUGUAAUUAAUGGCAAAGAUUUAUACCUAUCUAAAGUGAAAUUGCUU